Fusarium venenatum is the source of this 387-nucleotide messenger RNA. The record is from RefSeq and is a predicted model, not a curated record. Lineage: Eukaryota; Fungi; Ascomycota; Sordariomycetes; Hypocreales; Nectriaceae.
AUGGCAUCGAAGUUGACAGAAAUCUCCACGCCAACAGCGCCUAGCCCCUUCCCUCAAUUUUCUCAAGCGAUCAAAUGCAACGGCUUCUUGUUUUGCUCUGGGAAUACAGGACUCAAUCCCGGGCCGGGUCUUAGCCUCGUGGAAGGCACGGUCAAAGAUCGCGCAAACAUCGAGGCCACUCUUGUGGCAGGAGGAAGCAAUCUCCACAAUGUUGUUAAGGUGAAUAUCUACCUUACGGAUAUGCAGAACUUUGGCCUGGUUAAUGAGGCUUACGAUGAAUUCUUCACAUGGACUCCUAAACUUGCUCGUACAUGUGUUGCGAUUCAUCAAUUGCCCCUUGGCACAGACGUGGAAAUGGACUGCACGGCGUUUGUAGACGAAUCUUAG